Polypterus senegalus (gray bichir) is the source of this 3185-nucleotide messenger RNA. It is a transcript of the gene arfgap2, whose product is annotated as ADP-ribosylation factor GTPase activating protein 2. The record is from RefSeq and is a predicted model, not a curated record. The transcript has 17 exons. NCBI's taxonomy places the organism in Eukaryota, Metazoa, Chordata, Cladistia, Polypteriformes, Polypteridae. Gene Ontology annotation, molecular function: GTPase activator activity. Gene Ontology annotation, biological process: COPI coating of Golgi vesicle. Bases 57 to 1715 code for a protein of 552 amino acids.
GACCCUAGCGGCUCACUCUCGCCUUUCUACGGUUAUCAGACAGAGUUGGUGGUAAAAUGGCGUCGGAGCCGAACAAGACUGAGAUCCUAACGAUCUUCAAGCGGCUUCGUGCAGUGCCGACGAAUAGAUCCUGCUUCGAUUGCGGUGCCAAGAACCCAAGUUGGGCCAGCGUCCCUUACGGAGUGUUUCUAUGUAUUGACUGCUCUGGCUUGCACCGGUCCCUCGGAGUGCACCUCAGCUUCAUCAGAUCCACAGAGCUUGACUCGAACUGGAGCUGGUUUCAGCUGAGAUGCAUGCAAGUUGGAGGCAAUGCAAAUGCUACGGCAUUUUUCCGCCAACAUGGCUGCACAACCAAUGAUACAAAUGCAAAAUACAACAGCAGAGCAGCACAGAUGUACCGUGAGAAGAUCAGACAGCUGGCAAAUGCAGCCCUAUCCAAAUAUGGGAAUGAGCUGUGGAUCGAUGGGGCUGGUAGUUUUGCAGCACAAGUACCUGAGAAAAGAGACAGUGACUUUUUCACAGAAUAUACCCAGCCUUCCAGCCAGUGGGAUAUGGCAUCCUCUGUAACAGACAAGAAUAGUGUAGGACAAUCUCUGCCUCCUGAUGAUGCACUGAAAUUACAAGAAAAUGACAAUGGCCGAAAUUUUCAAGAGGCUGACCAGGAGGGGCCAAGUAUAGAAGGACUGAGUACAUCUCCUAAAACAGCAAUUGACAGUUCAAUGCUUUUGACCUCUGAAUUUCCUGUCUGUAAAGAAAUGAAACCAUCACUUAUAGGAAAGAAGAAGCCUGCUGCUACAAGAAAGCUUGGAGGAAAGAAGGGCUUGGGAGCUCAGAAAGUAAGCAGUCAGAGUUUCAGUGAGAUAGAACGACAAGCUCUGGUUGCUGAGAAGAUGAGGGAGCAGCAGGCAUGUGAAGCAAAGAAGCAAGUGGAGGAGUCAAUUGUAACAUCAAUGAGGUUGGCCUACCAUGAAUUACAGCUUGAGAAGAAGAAAGAAGAUAAAAAAUUGCAAAGUAUGGAUGGAAAGAAGAGAGAGCAAGCAGAGAGACUGGGGAUGGGUUUUGGAAGCCGAAGUGUGGUUUCACAUUCAGUACUCUCAGAAAUGCAACUAAUUGAACAAGAGACACCGGCAGCAGCAGCAAAGUUAUCAUGCUCUAAACUAGAUAUGUUGGAAGAGCCCGGCUUUACAUCCGGACCCCCAAAGUACAAGGAUAAUCCAUUCUCCACAAGUGAGGGUUUUAGCUCCAGAUGGGACUCUGACUCCAGCUCAGCUUUCACAUCAUGGGGCCUUGAAAAGGAAGAAUCUAAAGAGAUAGAAGUAACCAUGUCUAGCAUUCAUCCAGUUGGAGAAAGCCUUCCUAGCAGGCGGAAGCCUGAAAGCUGUGUGUCUUCAGUGGAGUCGAGUGAAGCACGUCAGAAAUUUGCUAAUGCUAAAGCCAUAUCUUCAGAUAUGUUUUUUGGCAGAGAGAGUAAUGCUGAGUAUGAAGCAAAGACUCGGCUUGAGCGGCUAUCAGGGAAUGUGUCCAUUAGCUCUGCUGACCUCUUUGGUGAUGAGUCACAGCGGUCCACCUCAGUGGCAUCACCUUUUGAAAGUGUUCUUCCAUCUGGACCUGAUAUAGCUCAGUUUAAACAAGGAGUGAAAACUGUUGCAGGAAAAAUGGCUGUAUUAGCAAAUGGAGUGAUGAAUUCAAUACAAGACCGAUAUGGAGCCUACUGAACCUUUCUUAAAUUCUGGAUCAACAGAUGGAAAAAAAAGAUGCUCAUCUCAAGUUUAAUUUUAAUUUCAACUUAAACUAUGGAAAUGACACAAUCAUCUGCCUGCAAAACCAGCUAAAGAACUUUUGGAAGCAUUAGUGGGUUUGACUAGCUCUUGGACACGAUAAAAGAAGCUAAGAACUGUGUUACAUGCUGUGACCGGGUAGAACAACCUCUAAAUGAAUUACUUACUGUCAGUAUUUCUCCUUGGUGGAAGAAACUUCAGAGAGAUGUUUCUCCUUAGAGGAGCCUAGGUCCGUUUUAUUUCUGACUCCAUUUUUUUUUCCUCCAUAAAAUACCUUCUCAAGAGAGGAGUUAGUUAUCUCAAGACUAGGAGAAAGCAGUAAAAUGUCAAAAAUCUUUAUCAUUUAGUUUUAACAAAUAGCUCGGAGCAAUUAUUUUUUAACAGGUGCUAAGUAACAGUUGUUUCAAAUAUAGUUACAAAUCUAACAGGUAAAAAUCAGGACUUAAUCAUUGAUUUUUUUUCAGUUGGCAAUCUGUACUUAACUGACAUUUGGUAAAAUGCUGCACGUUCACAAGUCUCAGAUAACCGCUAUUCAGAAAACCAAAGGGUUUUUUGAUUUAGUGCCACAAAAAUUCUGAUGAUGCAUGUUUUAAAAUAUGAUGUAAACUGUGUAGAUACCAGCUUUUGAAUUUUAUGAGUAGAUUAAUAUAUCAACUGCCUUAUUUAUCAGUGGACAUUUUUAAAGAUAGCUAUGGAUUCUGGGUAAUGUGGCUAAAGGUGGAGGUAUGUUGGAUGGCUUUGGGGGGAAAUGCAAAUUUCUGUGCAGACAAAUGUGGAUUUGCAGCUUCUACAACCAUGCAGUAUUUGACCUCAUCACUUUGAUCUCCUGAAACAAAUUUCUUUCCCUCAGUCUAUGCCACUUUUGCCUUCCACAUGAUUUACAUAAACUGUUGAGCUGAAGGCAAGAGUGUGUCACUGAUGUAAAGGGGUCAGUGGGAAUGAAAAGUCUCACCAAGAUACAACUACCUCCUGUUUAAAGGGGAAGACAUGAAAUGUUGGUUUCAGUCAAUAUGAGAUGCUGCACUAACUGAUGUGUAGCCAAGUACUGUUAAUACAAGAGCCUCCAUGCUUUUUGGAACCAGGGGUAACCUGGAGGCUCUAAUGAUCAGCUUCAGUCUCAUUGUUUGGCCUGUUUUUGAGGAACACCCUAGUGACCACCAGUAUUUCAAAGAGUGAAUUAACAUACAUGCAUAAAAAAAUGUGUCUCUUUCUGUAGAAGCCAAUAUUCAGGUCAGCUUCUGGAAAUCUUUUACAACAUGCCAAGGAACAGCCCUAUUUACUGACCCUGUUUUAGAGAUGUUUUCCACUUAGCAGACCUGUGACUCAAUGAAACCACACUCGUGAGAGUUAAUUAUUUAUUGUGAGUGAUGUUGAUACAAACCGCAUUAAAAUACUUUUUGUUCUCUG